This is a messenger RNA of Ornithodoros turicata, 1812 nucleotides long. RefSeq names its product N-alpha-acetyltransferase 80-like (gene Naa80). Gene Ontology annotation, cellular component: cytoplasm. The record is from RefSeq and is a predicted model, not a curated record. NCBI's taxonomy places the organism in Eukaryota, Metazoa, Arthropoda, Arachnida, Ixodida, Argasidae. The transcript has 6 exons. Gene Ontology annotation, biological process: protein acetylation. Gene Ontology annotation, molecular function: N-acetyltransferase activity; acetyl-CoA binding. Bases 94 to 843 code for a protein of 249 amino acids.
CCGCGCCAGAAGCCAGAGCCAGUUUACAGCCAGAGUUCACAAGUCUUGUUCAAAAAAGCCUGUAUCCGCUCCUAUGUGUGGAGAAAUGUUGUGAUGGAGCUUUUGGAACUACAUAACUGUCCGGAAUUCCUGGACGUCUGCUGCAAAGUUCUCAACGCCGAGUGGAGCAGAAGCUACGCGGCAAGGGAGCACAGCUUGAAGAAAUCAAACAGUGAUCUGCCGGUGUCGUUAAUUCUCGUAGAACGAAAAGAAAGCAGCACCGAAUUUCUGGGGCAUGCCAAGCUGACGAAAGUUGUUGGAAAACCACACUCGUGUAUUGUUGAAUCAGUCAUUAUUGUGCCACAAAAGAGAGGACGGGGUCUUGGGAAACUGCUGAUGAUCCAGGUGGAAGAUUAUGCUCGAAGGAAAGGAUUUACCCAUUGUCAUCUGAAUACAUUUGACAAAGUAGAAUUCUACAAGCAUUUAGGAUAUGUAGAGAGCACACCUGUAUGCAUUGUAAGUGCACGGAAAGCUACUGCCCAUCAUUCUCCUCGCAUGCACUCCAGUUACCUAUGUGCGUUAAAAACGUGGAUCAGCGAGGUGCUCGAAACGGUGGCGCCCUCUUGCAAGCUUUUGUUCGGCAGCAGCACACAUACAGCAGAGAACAGAGGUCAAGCACAAGCAUCAAACGACUCAAAAUGCUGCCAUGGUGACAAUAACGACUCUAGACUUUUACUUCCCCCUGUGCCACCAGCACCACCACCUCCUCCUCCUCCUCCACCACUCAUGAAGGAUCCCGUGUUGCAAAGUGAUGGUACGGAUUGUCCUGUAGUUAAGGUGUGGAUGGUGAAGGUACUAUCCUGACACCCUCAUGCCUUUGCUUUUCCAUCAGGUGAACUGACUGCACAGAUUUCUGUUUUAUAUAUAUUAUUAUUAUUACGAGACACAUUUUGUCCACACAUAAGGUAGUGAACAAUAAAGGCAAUGUGAAAUGUGCAAUUCCUUCCCAAUAGAGCAAGAAUAUAACAUUGGUUUGUACAGGGAGAUGAACUUUAUAUUUUCUUUGUGUAAUUUUCACUGUUACUGUGAUUCUUUCAGCCAUAUGGGGAUUACAAACCAAAAGUAAUUUUAUAAAUGUGUAUGUCAUUUCACCAUAUGCUCCAAAACAGAUAUAGCUAUGUACUUCAAAGUCUGCUGCUCCGAAGUAUACAUCAAUGUCAUGCCAAACUAGAUUUUCUGCUGGCUUCAUGUGGCUGUGCACCUCUUCUAUCUAACAUCAAAAGUUCAUGUUCAAUAUCAAAAAGGUGUUGAUCCUUAACGUGUGGCACCAAAGUCCGCAUUGCUUCUGCCAGUUUGAGUACAUACUCCCUGUUGGAACCGCUGGGGCCUUCGGCACUGUGAAUUUGGCUGGCAAUUUCUUUUUCACUUGCCGGUCCCACAAAAAACGGAUUGUCCUGAUGAGCCACAUAUAUAGUAAGUUUGAACGGUGCGACUGUAGUGUCUUGAGGAUGAAAGACAACCUCUACCUGCAGGGACAACAUAUUAGGUAUAAGAAGAUUGAAAAGAAAUAAUUAUAUCACCACUGAUGACCCAUGAUACCUUGUCAUAACCAUCUUUCUCCCUGUAAUCGAGAUGUUCCAAUACUCUGACUUUCUGAUCAGAGUGGAUUUCAUAUGCCACACCCCAUACACAUGCCUGAAGUAAAACAGGUAAAGUUAGUUAUGUGUACGAUAGUCUAUUUCACUUAUGUAAUGUAAAAUUAACAUACGUCUGGAUCGGUUGAUGGUAUCAGCGUGACGACACGCCCUGGCUGUGAAUAAAUUUGUGAAAUGU